Molecule: messenger RNA, 1291 nt
Organism: Manis pentadactyla (Chinese pangolin)
Lineage: Eukaryota; Metazoa; Chordata; Mammalia; Pholidota; Manidae
Gene: TSPAN1
Product: tetraspanin 1
Exons: 8
Coding region: 147-875 (242 amino acids)
Cellular component (GO): membrane
Source: RefSeq, a predicted model, not a curated record
CUGCAGGUGAGCAGUGGUGUGGAGAGUCAGCUCUGUCUUCCUACGUGCCCACGCAGUGGUAGCUCCCUGGAACUGUCUGUCCCUCUGGAGCCUUGGCACAUCCCUCUUUCAGAACUCGCUACCAAGAGACCUGAACAGGAGCCACCAUGCAGUGCUUCAGCUUCAUUAAGGCCAUGAUGGUCCUCUUCAAUUUCCUCAUCUUUCUGUGUGGUGUGGCCCUGUUGGCGGUGGGCAUCUGGGUGUCAGUCGAUGGACCAUCCUUCCUGAAGAUCUUUGGACCACUGUCGUCCAGUGCCAUGCAGUUUGUCAACGUGGGCUACUUCCUCAUUGCAGCUGGCGCUGUGCUCUUUGCUCUUGGUUUCCUGGGUUGCUACGGUGCUCACACUGAGAACAAAUGUGCCCUCAUGAUGUUCUUCUUCAUCCUCCUCGUCAUUUUCAUUGCUGAGGUCGCAGCUGCUGUGGUCGCCCUGGUGUACACCACGAUGGCUGAGCACUUGCUGACGUUGCUGGUGGUGCCUGCCAUCAAGAAAGACUACGGUUCCCAGAAGGACUUCAGCCAAGUGUGGAACACCACCAUGGAAGGGCUCAAGUGCUGUGGCUUCAACAACUAUACAGAUUUUGAGGACUCUCCCUACUACUUCAAGCAAAACUUCACCUUUCCCCCAUACUGUUGCUUUGAUAAUGUCAAUGGCACAUCCAUGGAAACCUGCACCAAAGAGAAGGCCAAAGACAAGAUUGUGCAGGGUUGCUUCAUUCAGCUUCUACAUGGCAUCCAAACCAAUGCAGUCACUGUGGGUGGUGUGGCAGCCGGAAUUGGGGGCUUGGAGCUGGCUGCCAUGAUUGUGUCCAUGUAUCUGUACUGCAAUCUGAAAUAAGUCUGCUUCUGCCUCCACCACUGCUGCCACAAUGGCACUGAGAAGAGACUGUGGUGCAGCCAAGUGACCAUGACAGCGUGGCACAUGAUCCAACAGUAUCACUUAGGCCGGAGUGGACCUGGCCUUGCUCUUCUGGACUUGGAUCAAAUAGGAAUCACCCCUUCAGGCUGUGCCUGACUUUACCUUCCAUUGGUGGGUUUGGGACCCAACUGUUCCAGGGCCUCUAAGGUGGCCAGCCUCUCCCUCCGGGCUGUCCCUUAAACCUUGAUUCCUCUCAGGCCAAGGGGAGCUCUUGCUGAUCCCAGCACUCCACUGGGGAACAAGAGAAAGCUACCCUAAAGCAUGGGCAGUUGCAAGACCGGCAGUCAUGCGGCAGGUGUGUAGAACUCCAGAUCUCAUAAACCAACUAAAAUGUU